Sycon ciliatum is the source of this 1880-nucleotide messenger RNA. Its product is annotated as ras-related protein Rab-7a-like. Gene Ontology annotation, biological process: endosome to lysosome transport; phagosome-lysosome fusion. The transcript has 5 exons. Bases 277 to 903 code for a protein of 208 amino acids. The record is from RefSeq and is a predicted model, not a curated record. NCBI's taxonomy places the organism in Eukaryota, Metazoa, Porifera, Calcarea, Leucosolenida, Sycettidae. Gene Ontology annotation, molecular function: GTPase activity; GTP binding. Gene Ontology annotation, cellular component: phagocytic vesicle; late endosome; lysosome.
CUUCUCUCAAGACAUACUUUUGACAAUCUGAAUGAACGAAAGGUCAAAAGUUCUUGAAGGAAAUCAGUUGGCAAAUUUUGAUUUAUGAGGGCACUGUUACUGGCUUGGAGUUACAGAGAACGUGUCUGGAAUAUCUUCUUGUAGUUGUUGUUGCUUCGUUCCGUAGAUUUCACGAGAUCUCCUUUUCUACAAUUUGCAAUAAUUGUAGCACGAGAAUUUGACUUUUCCAUUGGACAACAUUGAUUUGGUUCUCACUUGUUGAUACGGAAGCAAACCAUGGCUUCCAGGAAGAAAAUCCUUCUGAAAGUUAUAAUUCUUGGAGACAGUGGUGUUGGCAAGACGUCGUUGAUGAACCAAUAUGUCAACAAAAAGUUCACUAACCAGUACAAGGCAACGAUUGGAGCAGAUUUCCUCACAAAGGAAGUUAUGGUUGAUGACCGUCUUGUUACUCUGCAGAUUUGGGAUACAGCUGGCCAAGAAAGAUUUCAAUCCCUUGGAGUGGCAUUCUACCGUGGAGCAGACUGCUGUGUGUUAGUGUAUGAUGUUACAAUGCCCAAUACCUUCAAGAAUCUAGACAGUUGGCGAGAUGAGUUCCUAGUCCAAGCAAGUCCCAGAGAUCCAAACAACUUUCCCUUUGUUGUCCUUGGUAACAAGGUUGAUUUGGACUCGCGAGCGGUGUCCACAAAGCGUGCACAGAACUGGUGUCAUACGUUCAAUGACAUUCCAUACUAUGAGACUAGUGCAAAGGAGUCAAUCAAUGUGGAGCAAGCUUUCCAGGCUAUUGCCAAGAAUGCCCUUGAACAGGAAGCUGAAUUGGGAACAGGCCUGUAUACCGACCUUCCUGACCAGAUCCAACUGAGCAAUAUUGAUAAUGAGCAAGGUUCUAGCGGUUGUUCUUGUUAGUGGUUCCAUCUCGCCUGCUUCCUGUUGUGCUGCAUGGCAAUGAGAUCAGGACUGGUGUUCUAUGCACACUGCUUCGCAUAUGAAUAUCUGGAGGGUGGACUGAUACGUUGGUACGCAGGUAGAUCUACUAGCUGUGCAACUUGUCUGCAACCAUCCUAACCAAGCACAAGGAAUGAUGGGUUGUAGAAAAACUACUGAGUAUUGCCCCGCUGCUUGUGAUAGUUCUGCCAUGUCCAUCUUGAAUGGGCUAGCUAUGUACUUUUAGUCACUUGAUCCUAUACAGUAUUACCUGUAUAAAGUGUAUAUGUGCUGAGUUACUGCUGCUGCUCAUACUGCAGUUGCCUGCUCUUUCUCUACGUUGGGGAAUGGUGUCCCGUACAUACCGCACUGGAACAUCCAUGUCCUGUACUUAUGCUGGAACCAGGAUGAUCCUAGCUAACUCUUAGUUGACUACUACAAGCUAAGCUUUGCUAUCCAUUUUACAGUUCUAGUGCAUUCCCUCUUCAUCUUCAACCUUGCCUCCGGUGACAUGAGUGUGGAUGCUGCUAUGAACUGAUUCUAGUUUCUGACUAUCUUGAGUACACUGACCAUGGCAGUCGCGAUGGCAACACUACGACAGUAAUUAUUAAACUUGUACGAUGUGUCGGCACUGAUAUACAGCAUAGUUCAUGGUACAAUCAUACGCAGAAGUACAGUUACUGACUCUAGCCUCGGGCUUGUGUACCACCUCUUCUCUUGUGGGCAUUUCGUUCUAUCCGCUUUUUACAUCUCCAAUGGCCCUGUGCUAUACAGCUUCCAUCAUGUUACCUGCUUCAGAUCGCCCAUUUUUCAUGUAAUACCCCCCUCCAGAAUCUCCACUUAUUUUCAGGCAUGAUUGAAACUCUCCUUUAUGUGGAAAAUUUAUAGUUUUCAAUCUCUCUUUUCAAACAUCAUCCGACAUCUGUGAUUACUUUUAAAAUGGCUCGCUGUUUCAUUAA